Messenger RNA from Candoia aspera, 1237 nucleotides. It is a transcript of the gene HOXC5, whose product is annotated as homeobox C5. Gene Ontology annotation, molecular function: DNA-binding transcription factor activity, RNA polymerase II-specific; RNA polymerase II cis-regulatory region sequence-specific DNA binding. NCBI's taxonomy places the organism in Eukaryota, Metazoa, Chordata, Lepidosauria, Squamata, Candoiidae. The record is from RefSeq and is a predicted model, not a curated record. The coding region runs from base 112 to 801 and encodes 229 amino acids. The transcript has 3 exons. Gene Ontology annotation, cellular component: nucleus; nucleoplasm. Gene Ontology annotation, biological process: anterior/posterior pattern specification; positive regulation of transcription by RNA polymerase II; embryonic skeletal system morphogenesis.
ACUUCAAAAGGGCCACAAAUCAAGUCUAAUCAAAGGGGUGUGAGAGAGAGAGCGAGCGAGCGAGGGAGAGAGGGAGAGAGAAGCUGGGUGGGGGGGAAUAUAAUUCCUGACAUGAGUUCCUACGUAGCCAAUUCCUUCUAUAAGCAAAAUCAAAAUGUUCCUGCGUAUUCCAUGCAAAGUUAUGGGAAUUAUGGAUCAGUGCCUGAAGUUCAGCCCUCCAGGUGCUGCUACACUGGGCUGGAUCUGAGCAUUACAUUCCCUUCAUCUGGGGCUUCCAACUCUCUGAACGGUGUGGACGUGUCUUCAACCCCCAGAUCUAACCCCGACCGGCCUUCCUGUACUGUCAUGGGAUCUUCAGGGCACACUUUAGGCAGAGACGACCAGGCUUCUCUAAACCCAGGAAUUUACAGUCAGAAGGCUGGUGGCACCAACCACCCCACGCUGUUGGAGGAUAGAUCUAAGACCAGUGGGGAAAUCAAGAGUGAACCGGUGCAAGCAGCCCAGCCCAGCGGCCAGCCUGUGCAGCAGCCGCCGCAGCCGCCACCACAAAUCUAUCCGUGGAUGACCAAACUGCACAUGAGCCACGAAGCAGAUGGCAAACGUUCUAGGACCAGCUACACGCGCUAUCAAACUCUGGAGCUAGAAAAAGAAUUCCACUUUAACCGGUAUCUCACCCGCCGGAGGCGCAUAGAGAUCGCCAACAACCUGUGUUUGAACGAGAGGCAAAUCAAAAUCUGGUUUCAAAAUCGGAGGAUGAAAUGGAAGAAAGAUUCCAAGCUGAAAAGCAAGGAGUCUGUCUAGAAAUAUGGCCAGGGUAGGCGAGCAGCUUCUGAAAAGGCAUUUCAUGGCUUACUUCCCUGGAUCCUUGGCCUAAAUGAAAGAGGAUUGAGACUAUAAAAAGUACAUGUCACUUUGAAGACUGCCCAGGGAACUGAACUUCAGAACUGACCUCCUGUAUAGGGGACAUGGGGUUGAAGAUUUUGACUAUCUUUCAUAUUAUAUGUUCUAGUUAUUAUACUAGGAAAUGAAGCAGAAGUUUCCAGAUCAAAUACCAGUCCAUCAGUUUGAAACUCACAUUUCUGGGCAAUGGUUAACACAUUUCUUCUCUAGUUAAUGUGCCUACUUCCAUACAUUUGGCUGCCAAAAACAAAGAGGAGAUUUUGUAAGAGCUGAUGUCAUCUUCUGCCCAAUGGACAGAAUCUUAGUUGCAUUUCAGCAAUAAAGUCUUCAAUUUCUU